Zootoca vivipara (common lizard) is the source of this 5660-nucleotide messenger RNA. RefSeq lists its product as uncharacterized. Gene Ontology annotation, molecular function: DNA-binding transcription factor activity, RNA polymerase II-specific. Gene Ontology annotation, biological process: regulation of transcription by RNA polymerase II. NCBI's taxonomy places the organism in Eukaryota, Metazoa, Chordata, Lepidosauria, Squamata, Lacertidae. Gene Ontology annotation, cellular component: nucleus. The record is from RefSeq and is a predicted model, not a curated record.
GGGGGGAGGGGCCUCCAUCCACAUUCCCAGAAGAGGAGCAGGUCUGCAAAGGAGGAAGAAAAAAGAAAACAAAUCGGGUUUCCUCCCCACUUCGCCCUCCAAACCAGACAAUAAAGAAGGCAGUCAGAAUUCUGUGGGGCCAUGUUCAAUGUGAAUAACGAAGAAGCCAUUUAAAUACAUGGAGUGUGGAAAGAGAAAGGAGAAACAAUUUGAAAGUAUGGAGUGUGGGAAGAGCUUCAGUCACAGUGGAACACUUAGAAUUCAUCAACGGAGUCAUAUAGGAGAGAAACCAUUUAAAUGCAUAGAUUGUGGAAAGAGCUUCAGUCAGAGUGCACACCUUAGAAACCAUCAACAGAUUCACACAGGAGAGAAACCAUUUACAUGCAUAGAGUGUGGAAAGAGCUUCAAUCAGAGUGGAAACCUUAGAAUUCAUCAACGGACUCACACAGGAGAGAAACCAUUUAAAUGUAUGGAGUGUGGAAAGAGCUUCAGUGACAGCGGAAAACUUGGAAGUCAUCAUCUAACUCACACAGGACAGAAACCAUUUAAAUGCAUAGAGUGUGGAAAGAGCUUCAGAAAGAGUGGACACCUUAGAAAACAUCAACAGAUUCACACAGGAGAGAAACCAUUUACAUGCAUAGAGUGUGGAAAGAGCUUCAAUCAGAGUGGAAACCUUAGAAUUCAUCAACGGACUCACACAGGAGAGAAACCAUUUAAAUGCAUGGAGUGUGGAAAGAGCUUCAGUCACAGUGGAACACUUAGAAUUCAUCAACGGACUCACAUAGGAGAGAAACCAUUUAAGUGCAUGGAGUGUGGAAAGAGCUUCAAUCAGACUGGACAACUUAGAAUUCAUCAACGGACUCACACAGGAGAGAAACCAUUUAAAUGCAUGGAGUGUGGAAAGAGCUUCAGUCACAGUGGAACACUUAGAAUUCAUCAACGGAGUCACAUAGGAGAGAAACCAUUUGAAUGCAUAGAGUGUGGAAAGAGCUUCAGUGACAGUGGAAACCUUAGAAUUCAUCAACGGAUUCACACAGGAGAGAAACCAUUUAAAUGUAUGGAGUGUGGAAAGAGCUUCAGUCAGAGUGGAUACCUUAGAAACCAUCAACGGAUUCACACAGGAGAGAAACCAUUUAAAUGUAUGGAGUGUGGAAAGAGCUUCAGUCAGAGUGGAGACCUGAAUUCACAUCAUCGAACUCACACAGGAGAGAAACCAUUUAAAUGCAUAGAGUGUGGAAAGAGCUUCAGUCAGAGUGGAACACUUAGAAUUCAUCAACGGAGUCACAUAGGAGAGAAACAAUUUAAAUGCAUGGAGUGCGGAAAGAGCUUCAGUGACAGUGGAAACCUUAGAAUUCAUCUACGGAGUCACAUAGGAGAGAAACCAUUUAAAUGCAUAGAGUGUGGAAAGAGCUUCCGUCGGAGUGGACACCUUAGAAAUCAUCAACGGAUUCACUCAGGAGAGAAACCAUUUAAAUGUCUGGAGUGUGGAAAGCGCUUCAGUCAGAGUGGAACACUUAGAAUUCAUCAACGGACCCACACUGGGGAGAAACCGCUUAAAUGCAUGGAGUGUGGAAAGAGCUUCACUGACAGUGGAAAGCUUAAAAUUCAUCAACAAACUCAUACAGGGGAGAAGCCAUAUAAGUGCUAGGGAAGUCUAUAGAGGUUCAGUUGUAGUGGAAGUCUUAGAAACCAUCAAAAGACUCUGAGGGGUAAGAGUUGUAAGGCUGGAAACUACAAGCCAUCAAUUAACUCAAAUAAGAGAAAUGGUUUAAAUAGAAGUAGUGUGGGAUCUGCUUUGGUUAUUAUGGAAUGCUUUUCCAAAACAUCUACUGACUUCCAUGGGGUGGAACCAUUUAGAGUGUAGAAUGUGUUUCUCUGAGUUGACACUUUAUUUCACAUCAAUAACAGGAAAUCAAUCUUUGUUAAAUUGUCCAAUUGUCUAAUUGGCAAUUAUCAAUAAAAGAGCUUUGUGAGACAGAAAGAUAGCAGAGAAAUCUAUCUGCCUACGAACAACUUCUUAGCUGUGUUUUAGACACUUGCAAAAAUACUCGCCCAGUACGCUCCGUCACAAAUGUCGAGCCUCUGUUUCUAAAACUCCAGAAACUUUUCCUCCCAAGUUCAGAUCACAUUCCGUAGCAGCGGAAACUUUUAUCCAGAUUUCUGUGCCUGUGAAAUAAUCACAUCCACUCCCUUGUUCGUUAAAACAAAGAUUUAUUGCUUAGAGCAGCUCAGCCAGGGGAGUUCAUCUCCAUCUCGACUGGAAGCUGUGACAUGAACAGACAGUAUAAAAACAUACAGUGUCGUAUAUAACAGAUACAACAGCAACAGGUACUACUUCCUGUUUAUAUGAACACAUCACAGGGCCCCCGUGAUACAGGACGAUUGCUGAGCUAUUAACCCUCUCAGCUCACAAUCUUAAAUGCAUGCAGCAUAUGUGAGUUUCUGUUGUUUGUAUGUAACAUUGUCUAGACAUGUAUUUAAAGUAGUGAAGGAAACUUUUCACAAUAGUAAGCAUAAUAUAAUAUUUAAUGUUUUGUUAUAUAGGGAGGAGGAGUGUGUUAGUCUCUGGAGUGUUGCUUCUGAAUGAGGAUGGAGUGAGAGUGAGCUGGUUCUGGUGUUUGGUGGAGGGAGGUGGAAAUGUUUGUAUCUGGGAAUGGAGAGUUGCACAAAGUGGGGUUGAGACUGGGGGUGUUGAUUUGGAAGCAGAGUUAGAUUAAUAUUAUAGGAACAGCAGCAUCACUCCCACUGUUAUAAUUGCAAUAAUGGAACCAUGAAGACACAUAAAAAACUGAAAGCACCUACUUAUAUGCCGACGGUCAUCUUGAAAUCCUCACCUUUUCUUUUGAUUUAUAGAUAUAUUGUGUAUAGAUAUAUUUGGUGACAGGAGAAAUAAAAAGGGUAAUUAGUGGCCUAAGCAGGAAAGGUUCUGUUCCCAGUUGCACGUCUUUCAUGAGGAGGGAAGGGGGCACAGGGAAGAAGGGGCUGUACCAGAGCAUCUCAAAGCAAUGUGCUGCGGGGGGGGGGCACGGUGACACAAGUGUGUGUAGAAUGCUGUCCCCAGAAUGACACGGGGAGAAACAAUAUGGAUGAGUAUAAUGUGGAAGGAGGUUCAGGCAGGUCCCAAACCGAGAGUGCUAAGGGUCAACUUCCUCCAAAUCCACCAGCUGCCCCAAGGCAGGAGCCACCUCUGGGCCCAGAGGGUGGAAAGCCUCCCUCCACCUUUGAAACAGGACAUGAUCUGACAGAGUCCUCCUGUCAGCAGAGCACAAUGUGUAUUAUUGAUUUAAUUAUCUUAUUGUUGCUGUUGCCAUCAUGGAAUGGCUGGAUGCAGAGGAGGGGAGAGACCCCUCUUUUCACUCUCCUAAAUCUUCCACCAUUCCUGCUUCAUUGGAUUCCAUGAGUUCUCGUUUUAUGGGGGGGGGACUUUUCUCUAUCCUCUUUCUCCAUGCUAUCUGGUCAGUCACUCCUUCCUUGUCUUCUUUCUAAACUAAAAGGUCCCAAAUACUGAACUGUGCACAGUACUCCUAAUGUGUUCACACCCUAGAUCUGCAUGAGACCAUUAGGAUAGUGGCAGGUGUAUGUUUUGCUAAAUGCAAAAUGGUUCUUUUAUUAGAUUCAGAGUGAGUGAGACGUUUUACAUAUUUUUUUCUGAGCAGCAAGUAAAAUAUAUGUUCCCAUCUCAAGCUACCUGGGGGUCACUUCGGCACUUGCUACCCCCAGGUAGCUUGAGAUGCAAACUCCUUAUUGCCAUGCUAAAAAUAUAGAUAUUAUAUACAGGCUGUGCUCAUGUUUUAUGGCCAGACAGGCUUAGCUAGGCCACUCUGCAUCAAAGGGUAAAAGCCAGGCCAUACAUCUCAGGCUUUUACUGAGCGGUGUAUAGAUAACACAUCAAACAUUGUUUAUAAGGGAUAGAGAUAGAGUAAUAAAACAUAGGAAUGCAGAGCCAGAUCUCCCUAUCAGAUCACUAUCUCCUCAAAAUACAAAAAUUCCUUCAGUAGCACCAACUAAGUUUUUAUUUUGGUAUGAGCUUUCGUGUGCAUGCACACUUCUUCAGAUACCUGUCCUCAAAAUACAAAAAUCUUCCACAAUUAAUCCAUACAGUGCAUUUCGAAUCCCUUCCUUAAACAUCCCCAGUGUGGAUGUUUUUCUGAGCCUCUGCACACGGGGUCAACAUUUUCCCUGAGUUACCUAACAUGACCCCAAGGUCGCGCUCCUGGUCCCUCACCUCCUAUCCUCAGCCUCUAUGUGAAAUUAAGGAUUUUUUUUGGCCCAACAUGCAUCUGUUUAAUCUUGCUGACAUUGAACUGGAACUAGAGAUGUGAAGGCCCGGAACCCCCCCCCCCCGAAAAAUUCCCCAUUUUUUUUCCUGAAGCCUUUUUUGUUUGUUUGUUUUUUGGAAAAAUAAAAAAUAGAUUAUGGAAUGUUUUAUUUUAACAUGAUGAAUAAAAUAUUUUAAAUAAGGGGUUCAAAUAUUUUAUAAAUCAUUUUUAAAAAUAUGUAAGGUAUCAGAUUAUUCUAAUUUCUGUGAGGACAAGCAAGUCCUAGGUUACAAACUGAACUCUCCAAUGCAAGAACAAGACACAUUUCUUCCUUUAUGAGGUGCUGUUGUCACCAGAAAAGAAAAAGGUUUCAGUUUUUUGUUUUUGCAUUCGUGUGGUAUGCAUUGGUUCUGUUCCUCUUUACUAGGCCUCAAAGCACUGGAAGAAAAUAUAAAGCAACAAAAACAGGGGGGUGGGGGGGUUCCGAGCUUCAAAAUUUCUGAAAGUUUUACAUCUCUAACUGGAACCCUGGCAGAACGAAUGGAUUGUGCCAACCUGGGUUUAAUGACAAAGGGACAUGUUGUUGUUGUUGUUGUUGUUGUUGUUACCACACCCAUAUAUUACUUCCAGCAUAAUAUAAAAGUUAAUGAAAUGUCAAACAAAAAACUCCCUGAACAGGGCUGCCUUCAGAGGUCUUCCAAAAGUUAUGUUCUGUGGUACCUCUAGUUAUAAACACCUUGGGUUGCAAACCCUUCAGGUUACAAACUGGAAGUCGUACCUCAGGAUGAGAACAGAAAUCAUGCGCCAACGAUCCACCAUUAUGACAUCACAAUAGAAAGGAAUUUGUUUCCUCUUGGAGGCUGAGAGCUGUCAACACUGAAGAGAGACUACAAUAUGAGGUUGUAAAUUUAUGAAAGGCUUUUCUCAGCGCUGGAUUAAAGACUUUUAAGUUAUGAAGAAGAUUAAAAAAUGAGAGUUAGAAACCAGACCGGACGUGACUUUAAGUAUUAAGGAUUGGAAAUACAGUCGGCACCAUUUCCUGCUCUGUUACUCCCAUGAAAUUUGAGAUGACCAGUAAGAUGGAAGACACAACAUCUGACUUUGUUGACUUUGAAAAACUAUUUUUGGAAUUACUUUUGGACUUUAGAGAUGAGAUGCGUAAGCACAAUGGAAAAGUACCAAUCCCAACAGAGAAUGAAGAGAACAAAGUUGAAAUAACAUCAGACUUGAAUCAUGAAAUACUUUAAGAAGGAGAAGAGGCAUGGAUCAUUGUUCCUCCAGGGGGGGGGAGACAGGAUCCAUGUUUGAUCCAAAAGACCUUCAAAGAGGAACCAGCAUGGAAUGAUGCCCGCCCAGUGAGAGGGUGGGGGCAGGAUGCAUGCUGGGGACAGAGUUUGAGGG